Molecule: messenger RNA, 3275 nt
Organism: Pungitius pungitius (ninespine stickleback)
Lineage: Eukaryota; Metazoa; Chordata; Actinopteri; Perciformes; Gasterosteidae
Gene: exo1
Product: exonuclease 1
Exons: 14
Coding region: 230-2584 (784 amino acids)
Biological process (GO): mismatch repair; DNA recombination
Cellular component (GO): nucleus
Molecular function (GO): DNA binding; metal ion binding; 5'-flap endonuclease activity
Source: RefSeq, a predicted model, not a curated record
AUAAGUAUGUUAAUGGGAUGUAGCGGUCAGGUUUUGGAGCUCAACUCGCUUCCUACCAUUAAACCCGCCCUUUCCGGCCAACUGGCCAAUAGUGGAAGCUCCUGCUGGAAUUUUUUGCCGCUCAAACUAAAUUCGCUCCAACUCCUUCAGCCCAGCUGUAUGUGUCGAUUAAAGGAAAGCUAGAAGGAAAUAAUUCCAGAGUCAGCGUGGCUCCUCUCAGCAGCAGAAAAUGGGAAUCUCUGGACUGCUGCAGUUCAUUAAAGAUGCUGCAGAGCCCAUCAGCGUGAAGAAAUACAAAGGCCAGACUGUGGCUGUGGACACAUACUGUUGGUUGCAUAAAGGAGCAUUUUCAUGUGCUGAGAAACUCGCUAAAGGAGAACCAACUGACCAGUAUGUGUGGUACUGCAUGAAAUUUGUGGAAAUGCUUUUGGCCUUCGGUGUCAAACCAAUUCUUGUGUUUGAUGGACGCAAUCUCCCUUCAAAAAAAGAAGUGGAAAAGUCUCGCAGAGAUCGUAGAGAAGCCAACCUUCAGAAAGGGCGACAGCUUCUACGCGAUGGCAAACUGUCUGAGGCCAGAGACUGUUUUACCCGCUGUAUCAACAUCACCCCAACCAUGGCUCAUAACCUUAUUAAGGUUGCAAGGGCGAGAGGAGUGGACUGUGUUGUGGCCCCAUAUGAGGCUGAUGCUCAGUUAGCCUACCUCACUAGAUCUGGCUUGGCCCAGGCUGUCAUCACAGAAGACUCUGACCUGUUGGCCUUCGGAUGCAAGAAGGUGAUCCUCAAGAUGGACAAGCAGGGUAAUGGCCUGGAGAUUGACCAAAGCAACAUGGGCCGUUGCCAGUCUCUGGGUAACAUUUUCACUGAGGAGAAGUUUCGCUACAUGUGUAUCCUCUCUGGAUGCGACUAUCUAGCCUCCUUACAUGGCAUCGGCCUGGGGAAAGCAUGCAAACUGCUGCGACUGGCCAAAGACCCUGAUAUCCUCAAGGUUAUCAGAAAGAUGGGCCAAUAUCUGAAGAUGAAUCUAGUCGUCCCCGAGGAGUACAUUGAGGGGUUUGUCAAAGCCAAUAACACCUUCCUCUACCAACUGGUGUUUGAUCCUGUCAGGAGGAAGGUUGUACCUCUCACCACGUACCCAGAACACAUCGACCCGGCCACCCUCAGCUACGCUGGACUUAAUCUAGGAGAUGACAAUGGCUUGCAGAUGGCCUUGGGAAACCUUGACAUCAACACCAUGGAGAGGAUAGACAACUUCAGCCCAGAUAAACCCUUGCCACAGCUUUCUAAACCCCGCAGUCACAGCUGGAACCACUCAGCAGUCCCAACUGGGCCCAGUAUCUGGAGUGGAGGCUUAAAGCAGGUAACAGUUGCCCCGCCCCUGUCUUCUGCGUCCCCAGGCAGGCCUUCCCCCACUAGGGGGAAAGAGAGAAUCAUCAGCCUGGUGGGUCUGAAGCUGUCAUCCAGAGAGCUGCAGGGAAAGAGAGCACGACAAGACUCUAGUGUAUCCGAUCAGGAUGUGCUCCAGCAGUACUCGUCCUCCGGUCACAAGCGGUCCAAGUCAGACCAGCAUCCAGACACUCCAACAUUAACCAGUCCGCCUCGGCCACGCAACUGCUUCUCCACCCUGCUGCAGAGGAGGAACCAGCACGCCGAGGAGGACAGCCUCACAUGCAGCAGAUUCUUCAGCAGUUCCACCUCAGCAGCCAGGCGGAUCACUAAGGUGUCUACCAAGGAGGAUUUACCUCAGCCAGAAGAGGCCACAGCAGGGAGUCCCAUCCAAGACAAUUCUCCCAGUACCCUGAUUGAAAAUGAUGUUCCAGACAUACCAUCUGUGGACACCCCUAGCCCGCCUGCCUCACCCAGCACCGCAUCCCCCAGUUCAGCCAGUCAGGGCGCCAGGCUGUUCCUGUGGUCAGGCAGCUCCUCCACAACUGAUCAAUCGACGACGCCUAAGUCCACUUCGGGCCUGGCCGCCCUGCAGCAGUUUCAGUAUAAGAAGGAGUGUGUUUCCUUUUCCACAAAGACUGUGUCACCCUCUCGUCAGACCACUGAUGGAAGAUCCGUGCAAAGGGAGGACCUUCACGAUUUGCCUCACUCACAGGACAGUGCCUACUUCUCUCAGCCUUACCUCACUUCCUGCCACAAAGAGGAAGUACUCGUCGACAGAUCUCCUUCCUCCAGCCAGGAGGAUGCUACAACUAAGGAAAUUAAUCUGAGCAAAGAUUCGGCGUUGGUGCAGAGUGCCACACACUUAACAGAGGCAGAUCAGAAACAUGCUGUGCUGCGAUCAAAGGUUUCAGGUCUGUCAAAACCAAAGUCCAGCAGCCAGGGUCAGGCAGCGAAGGCGCGAAUGCUGGGCCCAGCCAGGGCCAGUGGACUCAGGAGAAGGUCUGUGGGUUCUUCCUCCAACAAUGAAAACAACCCUGGGGUCCAGCCCACCAUCAGCAACCUCUGGAAGAAUUUCAGCUUUCAAAAAAAUUGCCAGAAGAUUGUGGCGUGUAAGAAAGGAGAGCCCAUGUCUCCUAUCAAAGACAACCUGCUGGCCAGCUCGCCUCGGACAGACAAGAAUAUAAUCACCAGCUUGUGAUGGAUGUUUCCCAUGUAUCCAUCACCAGCUGUGUAUGGGGGUGAUGCUUUAAAGUAGGCACACCAUGUAUGAUCUGUUAUCAACUUGUUCUCUUAAUGUACAGUUUUAAAUAAAGCAACUGCCUUCUAAUACAGGUGCAUCUUGUAUGCCAUUUCCUAACUGGAUGUUAGUUGCAUCACAUUGUGUUAUUGUCUGCAGCCAAGGAAUGUGUCCCUUCGUAAGAAUGCACAGUGCAUACUUGAGUUUUAUUGAAAAUGUCCGUCCCACGUGCAAGCUGAGGAAUGUGGUGAUGACACCGCUGGCUUCUUUUCUCUUCACAACACGUCUCGUCCUUUAUCUCCUCACGUCGACCCGGGGAGUGUGCAUUUAUCAGGUCAUUGAACAGGAAAAGAAUGUCAUCCUACUAUCAAAGUGGAACUAUGUGGACCCUCCCCCACCUACCUCUGUAGAUUACCGAUUAUCUUCUAAUGAUCACGAUGACUUGUGUAUUCAUGACCUGUUUAAAGAGUAUUUUCUCUUUUCUGAUUUAAAGACUUGCAUUUAUAAUUGUUUUUUAAUCCAGUUAUUAUUUGAUUCUAUAUGUUGUAUUCACUUUGCAACAUGAAGCUCUAGAUGGUCGUCAGAGUGCACAAGUGUCGUCAGAGGAGAUGAAUGGAGGAGAGUUUCUGUGGGGCAGUACCUGAGAUAGUCC